Nomia melanderi (Alkali bee) is the source of this 1991-nucleotide messenger RNA. RefSeq lists its product as uncharacterized. NCBI's taxonomy places the organism in Eukaryota, Metazoa, Arthropoda, Insecta, Hymenoptera, Halictidae. The record is from RefSeq and is a predicted model, not a curated record.
AAUUCGUCGCAAGAUGGCGAUACUGUAUUCUACAAUGGCUGCCAAAUGGCGGGAAUAAGGUGAACUACAGGUAGAUUUUGUUCAAUGGUGAACCGUUUUGAACCGAAUUAACUGCUAUUGAUUAUUUCACAUGGAAUACGCUUGGAUUCUUUGUAUAUGAAGAUAUUCGAUUUAUUUUGAGCCAUAUUUCCACAGUAGCUUCGUUGCAUAAGAAAGAAUGUAGAUUACAAUACAAACGACAGCGUAUUCAACGAAUGACAUGAAAUUAAAGAAUCAGAAAAGACUAAAUAAAUCAUCUAAAUCUCCAAACACUCAUACAGAAUGUGUACAUGGAAUGAAGAAUAAAACUUUUAAAAAGUGAAAAAGCUUUUAUAAAACACAUUCGAAUAAUACUUUGCCUUUAUCAAAAAUGAAAAGGAAUAUGAGUUUGACUAUGAAAUUAUCACCAAGAUCACAGAGACUUAAGACGUCGCCUAAACGUAAUGAUUCAUUGGCAGAACCAAAUUUAUCCAAUGUCAAUAUAAAUAAAAGGCAUAGCUUGUCAACGUAUAAAGUAUCAAAGAGCCCCAGAAUUAUUUCACAAUCAAAGAGCAAAAAAAUACAGAAGAUUUCAGAUAUUAAACAGUACAAUACUAGAAAGUUCCCAAAAUCUCCAAAGAUUAUGUUAAGAUUACCAAAAUCAAAAUCUCCAUCUAAGAAGUUAAGUUUGUCGGAAUUAAAAGUGUUUAACACAAGUAAAACCGUGUCGCCAAUGAAAAAAAGAAGAUCUACAUUUUCAAGAAAAAGUAAUAUUGAUAAAACAAACUUUAAAGCUUCAGCUACCUAUAAUACAGAUAUAGUUACUUUUAUCAGCAAGAACUCUGUAAAAGAUACGUUACUGUUAAAGAAACCAAUAGUAUUAUUACAAAGACUCCCGAACAAUAUUAUGUCUAAAUCAUCCUCAACUUCUUUCUUAGAAAUGCAUGUAACUGAUUUACACAGUAGUACUAAGAGAUCAGCCUUAAAUAGUAAAAACAAUAAUGAUAAAAUUAAUGUUAAAUCAUCAUCUAAGUUCCUAGGAACUGUAACCAAACCUUUAAUGUUUUCUACACCCAUAAAUAAACAGCGAGUAGCUAAUGGUACUCGAAAAUCAAGAAGGAUAUCGAACAAUAUGAUUAUACAAGAUACUGAAAAUCAAAUCAGUUUGGUAAUAGAAAAUGAGCAGACUGUGGGAGAAAAGAAAAAUGAAACAUAUGAACUUAUUGAGCCUAAAACACCAAAUUUACGAAAUAUGUUACAUGAGAGACGAAAUAUGAAAACUGAUAAAACAAAUUCAAACAAAAGAGCAACAAAAAAAAAUCUUGAAGUAAAUUUCAAGAGUCCUGUCUUGGAUAUUAGUUGUUCAGAAGUUCCUCCGUCACGAAUACAAUCCAAUAAAAAGAAACUCGCAAAGGAGUCUAACAAUGUAUCAACCAGAGUAAAUAUUAACAAAAAUGCUGUGAUAGUAUCAACAGCACUUCUCAAAACACCCGAUUCUGUAAGCAAGAGAACUGUUCCUUCCAUUAAAAAAUCAGGCUCAAAGAAUUCUUCAACGAAAAAGGUUCCAAAUUUUGCUAAAAUUCAUAAAAAACUUUUUGCAAAAUCAGAAUCUAUUAUAAAUGUAAAGAAACGGUUGGAAGAAAGACAUAUGGCAUUAACCAAACCAACAAUAAACAAUUUACCAAGGUCCAAUACGGACACAAAAAAUAAUUCAUUAUCUCGUAAUUCAAACAAGGACGAUUACAACCGAUUUGGAUAUAGAAUAAGGAAAGAUAAUGCUACAAAUUACAUUUUGAGAAAAUAUAAUGCAGACUUAAUAAGAAACAAACAACAAAAGAACAGAGAAAUUCUAAAAGGUGUGAGAACGAAUCGGCGUUUUGAACUGCAAAUGAAAUCCAGAAAUGUAAAGUUUUAAUGAUUGCAAUAAUUUUCUCAAACGAGAAAAAUUGGAACAUUAAAACACAAUGAAUUCA